AUGGUGGCAGUGGACCUCCAAGGGCUGCCUGAAGAGGGGCGGAACUACCAUCAGUUGCGUCGGCCCUCCAUGGAAGGGGGGCACCACCAGCUGUGUCGGCCCUCCAUGACCCCGUGCCCGAGCAGGGGGCUGCCCCAGAACCGUCCCCAGCAGACACGCAAAAAGCUCCAAGUCAUCAUCUUCAUCCUGCUGGUGGAGCUGUUUGAGAGGUUCACCUUCUUUGGGAUUGUGUGUAACAUGAUCCUGUUCUGUACGGUGAAGCUGGGCUAUGAUCACUACCAGGCUGCUACCGUUAACCUGUGCUUUGUGGGGGCCAGUACACUCACUCCUGUGAUGGUGGGAUGGUUUGCUGAUACCUGCCUUGGGAGAACCAAGGUGCUCUACUUGUGUACUCUGCUCCAUCUCUUUGGCACAGCCAUGCUCCCAGUGGUGGCGUUCCCGUUCGAGGACUUCUACAUCGACACGCACAACAUGAUUCACCAGAUGGAGCACCGGGAGCAGCACAUCCUGUUCUACACUGGCCUGCUUGCAGCUGCCCUGGGCAUCGGGGGCAUCCGUGCCAUCCUCUGUCCCAUGGGGCCAUACAAACUACAGGGCUACGACCAGCACCAGCUACUCUCCUUCUUCAACUGGUUCUACUGGCUGGUGAACCUGAACUCGACGAUAGUGUUUUUGGGUAUCGCCUACAUCCAGCAGUCAGUGGCCAACAACCUGGGCUUCCUCAUCCCCUUCAUGUCUGUGCUGCUGAUGCUCAUCGCCAUACACAUGGUCCGCAACAACCUUAUCUUCAGGCCCAAGAAAGGCAGUUCCCUGCUGACCACUCUGGGUGUGUUCCUGAACUCUCUGAAGAUGUGCUGCCUGCACUACCGCCACCUGAGUGGAGAUGUAGCCAGCUGGCUGGACCGCGCCAAGGAGAACAACGGGGGGUGCUACAGUGAGACACACGUGGAGAACGUCAAGGUCCUGGCAAGGCUCUUCCCCCUGUACGGCUUGCAGAUACUGUACCGCGCCUGCAUCACUCAGAUUCCAUCAGGUUACUACAUUCAGACCAUGAACUCUAACCUGCACCUGAAUGGCUUCCUCCUGCCCAUCGGUGCCAUGAACCUCAUCAGCAUCCUACCUCUGCUGCUGCUAGCCCCUCUCAUGGAGUGUGUCACCUCCUGCUACCUGUCCAUGGAGAAAACACCCUUCUCCCCCUCCAGAGUCAUCACACUGGGUCAUGCCUGUGCAGCUCUGUCUGUCCUGGUAGCUGGCCUGUUUGAGGUCCACAGGAAGGGCUAUCCUCUGACGGAGCAGGCCCUGUCAGGGAAGGUGCUGCAGGUGUCCUCCAUGGCCUGCAUCCAGCUGGCUCCCCAGUACAUCCUACUGGGUCUGGCUGAGGCCCUUGUCACCCCCUCCUGCUCUGUGAUCUCCUUCCACCUGACACCCAGUCAUAUCAGAGGCAUCUCCCUGCACUUCCUCACCCUGUCCUACGGAGGGGGCUGUUUCCUGGGAGCCCUCAUCAUCCAGCUGGUCUACCUACUCUCUGGAGGUAACUGGUACCCAAACACCCUGCAUGAAGGGAAUCUGGAGCAUUUCUUCUUCUUCUUAGCCAUGUUGAUGACCAUAAACACUCUGGUGUUCUGGUGGAUAUCUUACAGGUACCUAGACCUGAGUGUGAUGCAGAGUAGAGGAGUAGGAAGCAGCCUCCUGGCAGAGAAGCUACUGCAGUACAAGACCUGCCUGCGAUUCUACGACACCAUGGAACGCCCCUCCACAACAGCCUCCAUAGAAACAGUGUUGUGACCUCUACACUACCUUCAUCCCCUGUAGAGCUGGAGUUCCACUUGGUUUAUUUAUGUACACUACAUGACCAAAAGUAUGUGGACCCCUGCUUGUCAAACA
This is a messenger RNA of Oncorhynchus kisutch (coho salmon), 1884 nucleotides long. RefSeq names its product solute carrier family 15 member 5 (gene slc15a5). The coding region runs from base 1 to 1785 and encodes 594 amino acids. Gene Ontology annotation, biological process: transmembrane transport. Lineage: Eukaryota; Metazoa; Chordata; Actinopteri; Salmoniformes; Salmonidae. Gene Ontology annotation, molecular function: transmembrane transporter activity. The record is from RefSeq and is a predicted model, not a curated record. Gene Ontology annotation, cellular component: membrane. The transcript is spliced from 9 exons.